Messenger RNA from Prorocentrum cordatum, 617 nucleotides. NCBI's taxonomy places the organism in Eukaryota, Dinophyceae, Prorocentrales, Prorocentraceae. The record is from the annotation of a GenBank genome assembly.
GAGUUCCUUCUGAACCACCUGGCCAACCAGUGCCCCGCGCCGAGCGCCGCGCCCCGCUCCAGGGAGCCACCGCGGAGGGCGCAGACGACGGGCUUCAAGUUCUGCUCGCCCUACUCCGAGCCCAAGGCGGCGGAGCCUCCCUUCGCGAAGGAGUCGGCAGUGUGGUCCUGCAGCGCCUGCCAGAUGCGCGACAUCGGCAGCAACACGGUGCCCUGCGGCCGCGCCACGGCGGCGACCCGCUGCUUCUGCGGGCACGCGUUCCACACGCACGAGGUCGUCGGGGGCAAGAUGCGCUGCACCACGCCCGGGUGCCUCUGCAGCCAGUUCACCUACGUGCCAGCGGGCGCGACGUGCUCGUGCGGGCAUUCGAGCACCGAGCACGACGCGGUUCCCUUUCACGCUUGCGAGGUAACCGGGUGCAACUGCCAGACGUUUCACUGUCCUGGGAUGUGCGUGUGUGGCCACAGCUGGGCCUGCCACCGGACGGAGAUCAGAAAGGUCCACGAAAGCGCCACGAAGAGGGCUUCUACGUUCUGCAACGGGAGCACGAAGACCGAUGCGGAUGGCAGCUCGAGGUCCCGCAGUUCCUCCCCGGAGGAUUCACCGCCGCCCAAUAG